GUCACGCUGCUGGCGAUGGUGCACCAUCGUUUGUCGUGGUAGAAUGGGCGUGGGUGCAUGCUAGCAUACAACAGCUGGUUCUACAAUCCAACAGACAAUCCCCGACAUCUCUGUGGCAUAUUGUUCGCUGUGCUUAAAUUCUUGCUUGCAGAGAAGCGCCGGUGAUGUUUCGGCAAGCGGUGAAAUUGGCCUGCCACACCUGGUUCGGGGCGUGCUUGACGUGGGGGCUCAUCAUCGAUUGGGCUGGAUGCGUGGUCAUCACCACGAUCUUGCCAGACGGCCAGGCCCAGAGGAGGUGUUGCCAGUGGAGUCAUUACGUGUUUCGGUACUUCAUGCUCAGCUCCUGCCCCUGGAUCCGCGUGUCUCGGCCACCAGUGGAGGAAGUCACGAGGCUGCUCCACCGCGACAGGGUGUGCGUGUUGAUGAACCACACGAGCUUCGGCGACAGUAUCAUGUUCGUCGCCACUACUCCCUCCAACAUCAUCUGGCGCUACCGGACCCUGAUGAAGAGCACCCUGUUUGAUUGGCCCUUUCUGGGUGGUGUCUGUAGAAUGGUGGGACACUUUCCCGUUCUCUUCCGAAGCAAGGACGAGAAUUCGUUCGCCGUGGACAAGCCGGAGCAAGCGAAGAUCAUGGAGAAGGCCGCAGUACCGCACUCGAGUGCCCUCCUCGAAGCUCCAACCAGUGCAGCCCCGCCUAUCCCCCAGGUGAAAGCACACGUCGAGUCAGACGGGUGCCUGUGCCUGUUCCCCGAGGGCAAAAUCAACCGCAACCCUGCAGUCCUCUGCCCCUUCCGAAGGGGCACGUUCGGGGUGGCGGAAGAGAUGAACAUGGCCGUGGUGAGCCUCACGACGGUCGGGUGCGACGAGUCUUGGCCCAGAGAGUCCCCGGUUGGGGGCCUGCCGGCCAGGAUAGUGAUAAGGCUGACCGAGAUCGCCGAGGCGGGCCAUGGGCUGACGGCGGCGGCGCUGCAGGAGAAGGCCGAGGCAUCCAUGCAGGCGGACGUUACGUCUUUGCUUCAGGAGAGGGACGCUUGA
Molecule: messenger RNA, 1037 nt
Organism: Ectocarpus siliculosus
Lineage: Eukaryota; Phaeophyceae; Ectocarpales; Ectocarpaceae
Source: the annotation of a GenBank genome assembly